AUGGGUCCUCAGCUACACUUCAGCAGCACCUACUCAGAGGAAUUCAGUUACCCGGCUCGAGUCAAACCUACCCGGCCCAGACCUUCCUCUGCAUAUCGCAGGAACAAUCCUCAUCCACGGCCGGACUUCCUGAUACCAAGAACACUGCAGACAGGAUAUGGCUCACGGAAACACUUUCAGACAACAUCUACCUCUUUUCUACCUCCAGUCAGACACAUAUCAGUCCAGUAUCCAGACGUACAAACAGCACAUGGACAGUUGAUGCAGAGCUCAUCACAAAAAGACUCCAAACCACCUGAGGCCUCGUCUGCAGCUUGUACACUGCCACCUGCUGCCUGGCUUCUCAAACCGCAACAAACCAACUUUGCUCAUGCAACAGUCACAAACACACAAGGGAAAUAUUCAGACACAGAUCGUAUCAGAUCAGCCUGGAACCAACAGAUGGACAGCAUGCCAUCUUUAAAACCCUUCAAACGCCAGGUUACCCAUCAUCACAGAAGAUCACGCUCAAAAUUCACAACUGAUCGCAGCAUAAACAAGGCUCUUAAUGUUUCUGAAUGUCUGAGAUUAUCCCUUUUAAAUCCAGAUGUUCUGGUUUGCAGUGAAGGACACAGCUGUUUCCAUGUGGUGAAACCAUAUAAAGUUGGACACUACAUCAUCCACCCAGAGUUUGUAUCAGAAGCAAAGCACUACUAA
Molecule: messenger RNA, 696 nt
Organism: Sinocyclocheilus grahami
Lineage: Eukaryota; Metazoa; Chordata; Actinopteri; Cypriniformes; Cyprinidae
Exons: 5
Coding region: 1-696 (231 amino acids)
Source: RefSeq, a predicted model, not a curated record